AUGGAUGGAAUAAUUGUUGUUCUUCUAUUGAUUCUGGUGGCUCCGCCGUCUAACACGGCGGUGGUAGUACCGGCGGCAGUGUUUAGAGAAUACAUAGGAGCUGAGUUCAAUGAUGUCAAAUUUUCCGACGUUCCGAUUAACCCAAAUGUAGAAGAGUUUCACUUUCUCCUGUCGUUUGCCAUAGACUUUGACAGCUCCCGCCGUUGUUUCACUAAUGGAGUAUUCAACGUUUUCUGGGAUUCCUAUAAUCUUAGCCCUUCCGCUGUUGCUGCCAUUAAAAAGGAUCAUUCAAACGUGAGAGUGGGUGUAAGUCUUGGAGGAGACAGCGUGGGAGACUCAGGCUUUGUUUAUUUCAAACCUUCUUCAAUAGCUUCAUGGGUUUCCAACGCAGAACGUUCACUCACAAAGCUCAUAAACACCUUCAAUCUCGACGGCAUCGACAUCGAUUAUGAACACUUCGAGUCGGACCCCAACACGUUCGCUGAGUGCAUAGGGCAGCUAAUUAGACGGCUAAAGAAGAAGGGAGUCAUCUCAUUUGCUUCCAUUGCCCCUUUUGACGACGCUGAAGUUCAAACCCAUUACUUAGCCUUGUGGAAAAGAUACGGGCACUUGAUAGAUUAUGUUAAUUUUCAAUUCUAUGCUUAUGAUAAGACCACCACAGUUCAUCAGUUUAUCAAACAUUUCAAAGCUCAAAGCUCAAAUUAUGAAGGUGGUAGGAUCCUGGCAAGCUUAGCCAGCGACGAUAGCGGCGGAUUGUUGUCAAAGCAUGGGUUUUUUAAGGCGUGUCGAAGGCUUAGAACGGACAAACUCCUUCAUGGAAUCUUUAUUUGGUCUGCAGAUGAUUCACAAGCUCAUGGUUUUAGGUAUGAAAAGAAGGCACAAGCACUCCUACAAAGCCCCAACUACCACUAUUAA
Messenger RNA from Cucurbita moschata (crookneck pumpkin), 915 nucleotides. Its product is annotated as chitinase 2-like. Lineage: Eukaryota; Viridiplantae; Streptophyta; Magnoliopsida; Cucurbitales; Cucurbitaceae. Gene Ontology annotation, molecular function: hydrolase activity, hydrolyzing O-glycosyl compounds. The transcript has 2 exons. Gene Ontology annotation, biological process: carbohydrate metabolic process. The coding region runs from base 1 to 915 and encodes 304 amino acids. The record is from RefSeq and is a predicted model, not a curated record.